Acyrthosiphon pisum (pea aphid) is the source of this 840-nucleotide messenger RNA. RefSeq lists its product as uncharacterized. The record is from RefSeq and is a predicted model, not a curated record. NCBI's taxonomy places the organism in Eukaryota, Metazoa, Arthropoda, Insecta, Hemiptera, Aphididae. The transcript is spliced from 3 exons. The coding region runs from base 439 to 840 and encodes 133 amino acids.
AUUAAGAUAUUUUUUUCAAAAAUCUCAUGAAAUAUUUGCAUUAUAUUUGUAUUUAUUUUGAGCGUAUCUGAUUUUAAAUCAAAAAAGUGAUUCCUAAAGAGCAUAGUCUAGAAGAUUAUAAAUUCAACCGUUUUUUUUUAAUUUCAAUCAAACUUCAGGAAGUAUGUUUAAUUUACUACCGCUUUUAGCAGUUUUUAUAGUUAUACAUACAAGAAUAUAUUUCGUUUUUCGCUAUGCAUUGACAUGUGCGUGCGCGUGUGAGAGUUGCUUCCGGCGGCUAGUACCUAUUCUCUUUAUCGAUUAUUCACUUUUUAAAUUUAACAUAAACUAUUUAUAGGUUCUUAUGAGCUUCGAUGUAAUGCGGCAGUUACAGCUUAUAACGAAGGAGCUAAUCGUCUAUCUUCUUUUAAUAAACAAAUAACCGAUAAAAGCCCUGGUAUGUAUACUAAACAAUACAUUAAAAAAAGUACGAGACGAAUUGAAAAUCAUAGCCGACGUCGAUGCCUUUUUAAAACAUCUGAACGCACAAAAACUGCUGCCAAACCACUGACCAAUACUGGACCGGAUGAAAAUUACGGAAAUGUAUUACACGACCCGUUCUUAGAUUUAACUGAAAAUCAAAUUGAAGCAUAUAAACGCGAUUACUUGGAUAAAUUAUCUUUAUCUGAGAGUCAAAUAAAAAUAUUGGAAAUGAGAACAAGAAGGCAACACCAGUGUGAAGAAUGGUGUAUUGAAAGGAAAAAACGACUUACAGCAUCUAUUUUCGGGAAAGUUUGUAAAAUGCGUGAUAAAACGUCACGUGCUAAAACUGUGAACGAUAUUUUAUUUGGUAAAUUGUAG